AUGCUUGUGAACUUGGACAUGCCAUGGUUUAUCCUUGGUCACUCUGAAAGGAGGGCACUCCUCAAUGAAUCAAACGAGUUCUUCGGAGACAAGGUUGCCUAUGCACUUGCUCAGGGUUUGAAAGUGAUUGCUUGUGUUGGUGAGACUCUUGAGCAGCGAGAGGCUGGGUCGACCAUGGAUGUUGUGGCUGCCCAGACUAAAGCUAUUGCUGAAAUGGAUUUUGGUCCGAGCGAAACUUCGGAGGCAGGAGACUUACCGGUGGAUUAUGUGGUCGGUUUAGAUGAAGCGGCUUAUAUCGUAGGAGAAUCAACGGGAAUGGAACAAAACCAUGAAGAAGAGAUUAAAUAG
Messenger RNA from Brassica napus (rape), 348 nucleotides. Its product is annotated as triosephosphate isomerase, cytosolic-like. The transcript is spliced from 4 exons. Gene Ontology annotation, biological process: glyceraldehyde-3-phosphate biosynthetic process; glycolytic process; glycerol catabolic process. Bases 1 to 348 code for a protein of 115 amino acids. Gene Ontology annotation, cellular component: cytosol. NCBI's taxonomy places the organism in Eukaryota, Viridiplantae, Streptophyta, Magnoliopsida, Brassicales, Brassicaceae. The record is from RefSeq and is a predicted model, not a curated record. Gene Ontology annotation, molecular function: triose-phosphate isomerase activity.